CCAUCUCCAUAUUUCGUUUCAUUAAAAUUCAUCCUAAUACAAUGAGUUGCUUAAGUUUUCUCACCGUUGUGACUGUAUUCUGCUCCCUUAACAAUGGCGUUGAAGCUUUUCACAGCAUCCACCCUGAUCUUCAAUCCAUUUCAGCUCGUUCCGUCAGUAACCUUCACAGAACUAGAUACCAUUUUCAACCCCAUAGGAACUGGAUUAACGAUCCAAAUGGUCCAAUGUUCUACAAUGGAGUCUACCAUCUAUUUUACCAGUAUAACCCAAAGGGUUCAGUUUGGGGCAACAUUGUAUGGGGCCACUCAGUAUCAAAAGAUCUCAUCAACUGGAAAGAAUUAGAACCAGCCCUUUACCCAUCCAAGCCCUUUGACAAAUACGGGUGCUGGUCCGGGUCGGUCACCAUCCUCCCGGGCCAAGGACCCGUGAUGCUUUACACCGGGGUUGUUGACAAGCAAAGCAAUGAGGUCCAAUGCUAUGCUAUACCCGAGAACCUAUCCGACCCGUAUCUCACAAAAUGGGUAAAGCCCGACGCCUUCAACCCGAUUGCGGUGGCUGAAAAUGGCAUAAAUGCGUCAGUGUUCCGGGACCCAACCACCGCGUGGCGGGGCAAGGAUGGGCAUUGGAGGAUUUUGAUUGGUGGGAAAAUGAAGACUAGAGGGAUGGCUUUUUUAUAUAGGAGCAAGGAUUUUGUGAAAUGGACCCGAACCAAACAUCCAAUCCAUUCAGCUAAAUCCACGGGUAUGUGGGAGUGUCCGGAUUUCUACCCAGUUUCUUUGAAAGGGGGAAAAGGGUUGGACACGUCAACGGUUGGGAAUAGUGUUAAGCAUGUUCUGAAAAAUAGUCUUGACAUAACUAGGUAUGAAUACUAUACAAUUGGGACGUAUUUUUGGAAAAAGGAUAAGUAUAUCCCGGAUAACACUUCAGAGGAUGGUUGGGGUGGGCUUAGAUAUGAUUAUGGCAACUUUUAUGCUUCUAAGUCAUUCUUUGACCCAAGCAAAAAUAGAAGGAUAUUGUGGGGCUGGGCAAAUGAAUCAGAUUCUAAAGAGGAUGAUGUUAAGAAAGGUUGGGCAGGAAUUCAGGCAAUUCCAAGAACUGUGUGGCUUGAUUCUCAAGGGAGACAGUUAGUACAAUGGCCUGUUGAAGAAUUAAAUGGUCUUAGACAGAAACAAGUUAUGAUUAGUAGCCAAAAGCUUAAGAAGGGAGAUUAUGUUGAAGUAAAGGGGAUUACAGCAGCUCAGGCUGAUGUAGAAGUUAGCUUCUCAUUCUCAAGUUUGGACAAGGCUGAAGCAUUUGAUCCCAAGUGGGUGAAUGCACAAGAACUUUGUGCACAAAAGGGUUCAAAGGUUCAAGGUGGGAUUGGACCAUUUGGGCUUCUGACAUUGGCUUCAAAAAAGCUGGAGGAGUUUACUCCUGUGUUCUUCAGAGUUUUCAAAGCUCCAAAGAACCAUGUGAUUCUCAUGUGCUCUGAUGCAACAAGAUCCUCUUUGAAGAGUGAAUUGUACAAGCCAUCAUUUGGAGGCUUCCUAGAUGUGGAUUUGGCCCAUAAGAAACUUUCACUUAGGAGUUUGGUUGAUCACUCCGUAGUGGAGAGUUUUGGAGCAGGAGGGAGAACUAACAUCUUGUCUAGGGUAUAUCCAACGCUAGCAGUGAAGGAAAAUGCUCAUUUGUUUGUUUUCAACAACGGUACUGAGAAGGUCACAAUUGAGAAGCUCAAAGCUUGGAGCAUGAAAUCUGCACUCCGAAACUAACCAGCAAGAUAUAAAUGUGUGAUAGAGAGAGAGAGCAUAAAGUAGAAAAAGCAUUUCUCCUUUAAAAAUGUGUUCUAUUUAGCCGAAGAACAUACCCAUGGUGUUGUCAAGUACACUUAAGCUUCAAUACUAUAUUAUGUUUUAAUGUAGAAAUAAUUUUAAUAUCUUCUAUAUUCGC
Lotus japonicus is the source of this 1929-nucleotide messenger RNA. RefSeq names its product beta-fructofuranosidase, insoluble isoenzyme 1. The transcript has 7 exons. Gene Ontology annotation, biological process: carbohydrate metabolic process. The record is from RefSeq and is a predicted model, not a curated record. Lineage: Eukaryota; Viridiplantae; Streptophyta; Magnoliopsida; Fabales; Fabaceae. Gene Ontology annotation, molecular function: hydrolase activity, hydrolyzing O-glycosyl compounds. The coding region runs from base 42 to 1751 and encodes 569 amino acids.